UUUUCAAAACAGAUCCUCGCAGCGUUCCUCGCGUUCGUUUCCAAGUGACGGGAUUCACGUGUGCGUCGACGAUCGAACGGCAGCCUGAAAAGCAGAAAAACGCAAAAUGCCGUUUCAUUCGUUAAACGUCCCGAUGUAACCAUCGUCGGGAAAUUUUCGUUUGAAACAGCACGGAUCACGGAUUACAUGGUAGCUGUUGCUUGGCAACAUCAUUUCUGCUUCGUGGCUGGUCGGAGUCGUCGACGCUUAUCUAUUUUCCUCUGGUUCGGGGAUAAAAUUCCUUUUCACUUUGGGCGAACGAGGAACAAAAUAGUUCGGCCAAUAUGACAAAGAAAGUACUAGACACAAUAUGCCACCAGAUAGACCAGAUGCAUCGGGAAUAGAAACUGGGGUAGGACUGAAUAGCACUCAGGUUUUCAGUUUCGGAGAAACAGUAUAUACAAUGAAAGAAGAAGAGAACGCAAGUGCUUUUGUCGAGACAAAUUCGUCUGAUGAUCUUCACAAAGACAUUUCGGUAUCCGAAAAGUCUAUAGAGAAAAACAGUCAGCUAGACGACGAUUUAACCUCCUUGAGUUGGCUGCAUCAACAGAAUUUACUGAAAGGAUUGGACAUCUCGAAUCCGUCUAAGGACAUGAAAAACGAGAAUGUAUUGAAUAACAAUGUAUGCGAUGAUGCGGCAGACUUUUCUGAAAACACAAACUCCAUUUCAAGUUUAGACGACGGUUAUUGUCCAGAUAAUAGUGGCAAGAUAAAUAAUUCAACGUCGCACAGUCAUAGUCAAAACUUUCAACACACGAAUAAGAAUAGUCAAAAGUCGAUGCAAAUAUUUCAAGAGUCGGUCAAAAGUCAUUACAAUUCCUCGCAGAAUAAUCAAACGAAAAUUUCAUUGAGCAACAAUAAUCUGCCAGUUUCGAAUCGGAACAAACAUCCUACUCAUAUACCAUACGAUCCUCAUUUGCACAGAAACAGUAAACCGCCGUAUUCAUUUUCCUGUUUAAUUUUCAUGGCUAUCGAAGAUAGCCCUGUGAAAGCCCUACCAGUCAAGGAAGUGUAUGCUUGGAUAUUGGAUCAUUUUCCAUAUUUUAGGAAUGCUCCUACCGGAUGGAAAAAUUCUGUAAGACAUAAUCUAAGCUUGAAUAAAUGUUUUCGUAAAGUGGAGAAAGCGCCGAAUUUGGGCAAAGGUUCGUUAUGGAUGGUAGACGCUCAGUAUCGACCAAAUUUAAUACAAGCAUUAUCUCGUGCUCCAUUUCCGCCUCCUACCGCUCAAACUUUGUCUUCCCCAGAGAAACCGCCGAGAAAAAACACAAGCACGCGCCUUCCAGACCCUAUACUCUUCCCUUACCUUUCCAAAAGACUGGCAUCGAGCAACAUUUCCGACAAUACAGAAACGGAAGUAGACAGCGAUGUAGAUGCAGCCGCUGCUGCCAUGCUUUCUUUUAAACACGGACCUAUUAUUUUAAAUCAUAAUAAAGAUCGCAAACGGAAAUUGCCGGAAUCCGAGUGGAUCCCAGUGAUCACCAGGAGCUCCAGUGAGGAUCACACGUACAGUUGCAUCACCACGAUGAAGCGAGAAAGAUACCCAAGUGAAGAAACGAAUUCCGAUUUCGACGAGCAACGGAAGAUAGCCGAGGGUGCGGACGCGCUUUUGAAUCUGGCAGGCGUGACCACGGCGCUUAACCAUACCAGAACACCGCACGCGCAAGGUAUUAACCCAACACCAAAGUCGGAAGGUACAUCGAAGCCGAAGAAACGUUCGGCACCGAAUGAUUAUUCGAACCCGCCGGAAAAAAGGCGUAAACAUUGGCCAAAGUGGAGUGAAGGAAAGCGGUAUUUAAAACAAAUUAUAUAAAACUUUUUUCGUUGCGUGUAUAUUUGCGUGUUAUACGCCGUUACAUCCGCUCUCGUUAUGUUUCGUCUCUGACAAAGGGAAACGAGGAAUCUCCCGCGAUUCCGGUUUUCGAAUAGCGAUUAUUGAAACGGAGAAAGAAUAGACUUAACGUCA
Molecule: messenger RNA, 2002 nt
Organism: Nomia melanderi (Alkali bee)
Lineage: Eukaryota; Metazoa; Arthropoda; Insecta; Hymenoptera; Halictidae
Source: RefSeq, a predicted model, not a curated record